Naegleria fowleri is the source of this 831-nucleotide messenger RNA. RefSeq lists its product as uncharacterized. The transcript is spliced from 4 exons. The record is from RefSeq and is a predicted model, not a curated record. Lineage: Eukaryota; Heterolobosea; Eutetramitea; Acrasida; Naegleriidae. The coding region runs from base 1 to 831 and encodes 276 amino acids. Gene Ontology annotation, molecular function: oxidoreductase activity.
AUGACUCUCAAAACAGUGAUCGUUACAGGAGGACUCAAUGGAAUUGGUUUAGUAAUUUCGCAAACUUUGAUUUCCAAACAAUUCCGUGUCGUCGUGGCUGAUAUUGCCAUACCACCCACAACAUCCGAACAAAACAAUGAAUCUGCAACACCUUUCAUCAAUCCAUUCGAAAAAUUUGAUCCAUCCAUGUACCUUCUAAUUCAUUGCGAUGUUUCCAAAGAAGAUGAUGUGAAAAAUCUAAUUGAAAAAACAAUUGAAAAAUUCUCUCAUUUGGAUGCAAUUGUUAACAAUGCAGCGGUUUCACACCCUCACUACCAUGCCAAAGAUAUUACUGGGCUCUCUUUGGAAGAGUGGAACAGAGUUGUAGGGAUCAAUUUAACAAGCAUCUUUCUUACCACCAAAUAUGGCGUUCCUUACUUGAAGCAGUCUCAAGGAUGUAUUGUUAACAUUUCAUCAACUCGAGCUUUGCAAAGUGAAGCAAACACUGAAAUUUAUAGUGCAACAAAGGGAGGAGUGCUUUCCUUGACACAUUCAUUAGCCAUUAGUCUUGGACCUGAAAUUAAUGUGAACUGCAUUUCUCCUGGAUGGAUUGAUGUUCAGUCACAUCAAGUCGGAAAAGAGAGGCAAUAUGAAUUAAGAGAAGGUGAUCACAAACAGCAUCCUGUAGGAAGAGUUGGAAAGCCAGAAGAUGUUGCAAAAUUGUGCUUAUUUCUGAUUGAGGAUGGUUGCCAAGACGGAAGCGGAUUCAUCACAGGACAAAACUUUGUGAUCGACGGUGGGAUGACAAAGAAAAUGAUUUACAAUGGAGAGCCAUGGUGGAAAGAGGAGUAA